Molecule: messenger RNA, 1497 nt
Organism: Cajanus cajan (pigeon pea)
Lineage: Eukaryota; Viridiplantae; Streptophyta; Magnoliopsida; Fabales; Fabaceae
Source: RefSeq, a predicted model, not a curated record
AUGGCGAGAGGCGGCAAUAACAACAACAACUCACAACCCUCUACUAUGGAGGAGAUGAUGGCCAUGAUCAAUGGCCUACGAGAGGAGAAUGCGCGCUCUAGGGAGAGAGAGGAGGCCAUUCAACGCGAAAACGAGGAGAUUAGGAGGCGAGCGGACGAGAUGCAGGCCAGAAUAGAAGCCAGUACCAGGACGGUGGAGGAGGAUGUCAUGUUGGAAGUCCCUAGGGAUUUUCAGCCUUUCUCAAAAGCCAUAGAGGCCGAGGCCAUCCCCAGGGAUCAUCGAAUACCCCAAGUUGAGCCCUUUGAUGGAACACAGGAUCCCAGUCAGCAUCUGACAAAUUUCCGAGCCCAAAUGUUGAUCUGUGGAGGAGGCAUGGAAGUCUGCUGUAAGCUUUUCAUGGGAACACUCAAAAAGGCAGCACUCGAUUGGUUUAGUGGUCUCCCUGACCGAUCAAUCACCGACUUCGACCUCUUCAGUAGGCUUUUCAUGGCGCAAUUUGCUGCCAACAAGAAGAAACCACCGAUUACAUCAGACUUGUUCUAUCUCAAGCAGCAGCGGAAGGAGUCGCUGAAGGACUUUAUGCAAAGGUUCAAUGAGGUUGCUUUGAGGAUAGCAUCUUUGGAUGAGAGGAUGGUUGUCAUCGCAUUCCAGAAGGGCCUGAGAUCUGGAGCUUUCGACAUCGCUCUGGAAAGAGCAAAUUGGAAGACGAUGUCGGAGGUUAGAGCCUUCGCACUGAGUCACAUUAAGACGGAGGAAGGACAGAUUAGCAAAAGAGCAGCGGAAAGCCGAGAGGCGGGGGGGAGCAAUAAGGAGGGAAAUAAGCAUCUCCGACCGCGAUCGCACUGGAGUAAACGACGUGACCGUUACAACUGCAAGGAGGGCAAUUCCAGGCAGGCCGAUCACGGUGGUCGGGCAAGGGGCGAGUGGUCACGCAAUAAUGACGAAGAGAAGUUUACUCCACUCAACGUUCCCAGGCGACAGAUACUUCACGAUGUCAACAACGCAUCGUUGUUUGAAUUUCCAGCGGCGACGGAACGUCAAUUGGGACCCUUUAAAACUGAUUGGUGUGCAUUCCAUAGAGCUCAUGGACACUCCACUGAAAAUUGCUUCGAAGGAGGUUCGUCGGAUAGGCGACACAGGCGCGCACAAGAUGACACCAGGAGGGAUAGGCGUAGAGAGAGAACUCCUCCCAGAGACACGCCAACGAAGGCGUCAGAAACCUACCAGCAACCCAUUCACGGGGACUUCAAUACCAUUGCAGGGGGCUUCGCAGGCGGGGGUACUACCUCAAUUGCCCGAAAGAGGUACUCUCGGUCGGUGCUGGCAGUAUCAGAAUUCAAGCGACCAUCUCAGCCUGAGAUUUCGUUCUCAGACUCGGAUUAUGAAGGAGUAGCCCCUCGCGAGGACGACCCCGUCGUCAUAUCGGCGAUUGUUAUGGGGUACAAUGUGAAGCGUGUGUUGAUUGAUCAGGGAAGUUCCGCAGACAUCUUAUUCUAG